GAUUAGCAACCGUGGAGUUCAACACAGCAACGGCGGGCGGCACGGGAGCGCGCACACACACUGAUGCGCGCACUUACACUUCCAUAUGCUCACAGUCACAGCAAGCUGGUGCCGCUAAAACACACCACGCAGGAAGAGUCCAGAAAGAAAAAUCCCGCAUUUACCUGGGCUUGCACCAAAACCACUUUCCAUCGUUUAGAAAGCACUCUUGCCCAAGUUAUUCUGGAUUUUUCCCUGGGCUAUAAAACAUAAUCUACAUUAAUUGGGUUACAAGGGAUCACAAUUCUUGGAGUUACCGGUUAAAAGCUAUGUAUGUCGUUGCCAUUGCGGAGACAUGUUAAAUGCUCUGAUCAACAUGCUGAAAUCCUUAACUCAGAGCAACUUUGGAACUGUCCCAAUGUUUGAAACAUCUGACAAGCUGGAUGAAUUCAGCAGGUCAAGAGAAGAAGACUCAGACCGGACUUUGCAGAAUUCUGUGUCUGCCUGUAAAAAGGUCCUCUGCAGCAAAAGUCUGCUGGAGUCUACAGAGUACUGGCUACGGAAUGAGAAAGAUCUUUGCAGGAUUGGAUUCACUGAAGACAAAACUGAUUGCAGCAGCUGUACUGCGGUCUGCUUUGUGAAUCUGGACAGUGACUAUGAAGAUUUUAGUCAUGGGGACAUCACAAAGGAACUAGCCAGUGUGUCACCAGAUCUUCCAAAACUGAUGGAUAGCUUAAAUUUACAUCAACCCAAGGAAAAUGAGAUUGUGCUCCUCAGCAGAUUUGACUCUUCUGAGAAUGGCCUGCAGGACUCAAGUGACCAGCAGGGCUUUCAAUCAGCAGACAUUUGCCUCGUUCAAUGUGCAAAAGGAAACAAGAAGAGCAAUCCCAACUGUUUAAUUUAUGAAAUAAAUAAGUUUCUGAUUGGACUGGAGACUGGCCAGGCAAGACAGUUAGAGAUUGACAGAUAUGGUCAUUCCCGACCUGAAGAUGACACAAAUCGCUCAGUGUCUUCAAUUGAGGAGGACUUUUUGACAGCUUCGGAGCACUUGGAUGAAGAGAGUGAAGAGGACAACUUCAGAAAUGAACCGGAGAACAUUGAUGGCAUGGACCUUCACAGUGACAUCAGAAGAGCUGCAAAAGAAAGACAAGAUAGCCAACAACAUAAACAGACAUCUCCCUGUGGAUCUCUGGAUGCAGCUGUCUUGGAAAGAGUGACUGGUAACACUGACAGCAAAAAAAAGCAACAGCAGCACCAUCUUUCCAGUCUUGACAAUCAAGAGGCAACAAAAGUCUCUUCUGACCCAAAGAAAAUGUGUGAGAAUGUUCCUCAUGGUCAUAGUGGUGAGAAAUCUGGCAAUAGAGCCCUUCAAAAUAGAGCAGGCUGUGAAAGUUUUGCAAAGCAAAGCAGAGGAGCACAUUCAGACACACAAAGCACACAGCGUUCAGCUGGGUAUUAUGCCACUAACCUUGCUGAAUCUGUUCUUCAGGAUGCCUUCAUCAAAUUGUCCCAGGCUGAACCCACGUUCACAACUGAAGCUGCAUUAAGCAUUUCAUCAGAAAGACAGAGCAUGCUAAUAGGAACAUCUGAAGAACUGAAGCCAAACCGAGCAUGGAAUGAGCUCCCAAAAAUUGUCAUUGUUCAAAGCCCUGAUACCACUGAAAAUACUCAGGACUGGCCGGGAGCACCACCAUCCAAUACUGGCUCAUGGUCAGGAGUGGAAACUGCCCAGUGCCAUAGUCUUGAAGACAGAACUAAAUCUGGUGUUUGUUUAAACAGCGGUCAUCCCGUUGAAAUGGCUUUAGCAUGUGCCGCCACUGUAGUUGGUACUAUUUCAAGCCCCCAAGUGACCGAGAAGCUAAAGUUGGAACAACAUUCAGUUGAAUUAAAUGCAGAACUAGAAAAAUCAUCAGGAGAAGAUGAAGAAGAAGAAGAAGAGGAAGAAGACGAGGCAGAGGACGACACAGAUCAAGGGGAAAUGAAAAAUGUGGAUUUCUCUUUUUCAUCAGCCCUUUGUGGCAUGGCACGGGUGGCUGGUGCAAUAGCAAUUGUUGGUCUAGAUGAAAGUAAAACUGAUGAAAAUUACUCUCCUUCUUGUGGACUCCUGUCUGCAGCUGAAACACCAACCUCUAUUACUCUUCACUGCAGUAUAAAAGUAGGGAGCAAAAUUGAACAGUUUACAUCAAAUAUUGCUGACGUUUUACUUAAGGAAGCAUGCUUGGUUCUUACAAAGCCCAAUGAGUACAAAAGCUUGGGUGAUUUUUUAGAAUCCAUCCAAAACAAAAUAGUAGAUAGCAUUGCAAAACCAAAAAAUGUCCAAAGAGAAGAUUUAGAGGUAGACAGUUUUUCCCAGAUCCUUUCAGAUGUCAUUUUCAAACACUCAGUUGAGAAAGCCAACAGAAAAAAAUCACAAAGGAAUCAAAAUAAUGAUAUGGGUGAUAUUAUAAACCCGCAAGCAAUCCUGUUAGAAUGUACAAAUGAUUUGCUGUUUAAUGUGCUGCAUCAUACUUGCAAGAAGAUCAGCGCUUUUGCAAUGCAAAAUAGUGUGUCGUUAAAUAUGGCCGAAGACAGUAGUAGCUCUGCAAGUAAUGAUACUGUUGGUGAGCAAAAUCCCCAUCUCUUGCACUCCACAUUACAUCCACAAGAAUCAGGCAAAGAGAAUAUUGAUGGCAGUCCUCAUUGUCGGCUUGCUACUACUCAAAGUGGAAUGGAGAAGACUGUUGACCGAGAAGAGAAGACCACUAUGAAAGAAGCAGAGACUGGUUCUGAGGUGCAGUGUAAGAGAGAGGUAAGUCCAGGUGUAAAAGACCAGCAGAGAGCCAGCCAAGUCAGUGCAGCAAGGGAAUUGCCAAAUAUUCAGGCCAGUAAGCAAAGUUCAAAAGAUUUUGACAUUCCAUUCGAGACACCAUACGUCAUUCAGCACUCUCAAGAAGAUAUGUUUCCACAUGGUGCCAUCAGCCUUGAAAAAAUUAAAAGCUAUUUGCCAGGAGAGACAGAAUUGAAAUUGUCUUCAUUGACUUUACAGCAGCCUCUGAUAGCGCCUGUGCCUACUGUGUUAAUAAAGCCAUUGUCUGAAAACUGGUCCCCUGUUACCGUUUUUGCUGAUGAUCUGGCUACCACUGUAGUUUCAAUGGCAACUGAAAUGGCAGCAAUAUAUUUGGAGAAUUCAAAUGGGAAGCAGCCAUGGUUCUGUGCAUGGAAGACAGGUCCAGACUGCUCUGAAAACUAUUUAAUGCCUUGUAGAACAGUGAAGCGGAAGAAGGAGGCACAGGUGGCCAAUGCAUCAGUCACAAAGAAACAUAGGCCACCAAGGCUGAGCGAGAUUAAAAAAAAGACAGAAGAACAGCCUGAGUUAAAGGAACGCCUUAUGAAUCGCGUGGUGGAUGAAUCAAUGAAUUUAGAUGAGCCUCCUGAUCCUUUUGCCCUGUUUGCUAGUGAGGUGACAGCAAAGAUCUUGAACUGCCCAGAGUUCUCCGUGGUUGACACUUCGAAGCAAAGUCAGUCUCUUCCAAGAAACCGGUUGCAUUGUGACAGAUGGAACAGAGGGGGCAAAACAUCAAGUUACGAGAGCAUCCCAGAGGAAGAUGGAGAUUCAUCUAAUCCCAAUAACACCUUGGGUCCAGGCAGUCGACUCGGGCAAAAUUUGAGUAGAGGCAGUUCCAUAUCUAAGCAGUCUAGCUGUGAAAGCAUCACUGAUGAGUUUUCCCGGUUCAUGGUAAACCAAAUGGAAAAUGAAGGCAGAGGCUUUGAACUUUUGCUUGAUUAUUAUGCAGAAAAGCAUGCAAACAACAUCUUGAGCUCUGCCAUUCAACAGGUGACCAAAAAAAAUGGACAUCUCAACGUGAGAUCGGCAUGUGUGUCAAAGCAGUCUAGUACGGAGAGUAUUACAGAGGAAUUUUAUAAGUUCAUGUUGAAAGAAAUGGACAAAGAAAAUAAAGACAGCAGUGUGGCGAAGGCUCGGGACUGGAGCAGUCGCCUGCUCUCCCCUUCUUCAAGGACACCCUUUUGCUUUAGACAAUCAUCCAUGCCAGACAGGAGAUCAUCAGACUCAAGACUCACAGUAAACACACCAAUGAAAGCCAACUCUUUUGACGGCUUUGCUCGAAAUGCACAUGCUGAUCACCUAAAUAUAUACCCAGUCAACACAGUAUCAUCGUCUGGCCUCUGCAAAUCUGACUCAUGCUUAUACCAAAGGGGGCGGACAGACCAGAUCACUGAUAUGCUCAUUCAUGAGACGUGGUCUAGCUCCAUCGAGUCGCUAAUGCGAAAAAAUAAAAUCAUUGUAGAUGAGGAUAUGGACUUUGAGCAGCCUGUAAACGGGUCACAGCCACAUGUUGAACACUUUGCCAACAGGUUAGCUGCAGAUAUUGUUGAAGGAGGGAAAUCAUUGGUGACUGUCCCACAUGAAUCUCUUGUUGGCCGCCAUGCCACUCCUUUAUCUGAAAAGAGGCAAUGUUUUAGAAGUAUGACAGAACACCACACAAAGCACUCGACUCUGGACAAAAGCAAACACUCACAAGAAAGGAAGUCUUCCAUAAGUACUGACUCAUCUUGUAUUACAUCUUCUCGUCGAUGCUCAAGGGAAGUGCCUUUGAUUCAUAUAGAGACAGAUCAAAGAGAAGAGGUUAUUGAAGACGCAAUGCCCCAUGGCACUCUCUCUGUCUACUCUGGGACAUUAAAAGCAGAAUGUUAUCCUGAGGCAAAGUCGACGGAUCCAUCAGGUCAAGGGAACGCUGAAUAUCCCCCUUCAAAUGAGAGAAGCACCCUGUGCUACAAGGCUUUAACCAGCGUGGUCGCUGACAAGGAACAUGCAGUGGAAGAGUCCCAGAACCAUUUGAGCUGCAGCGAUGAGAGCACGGGGAGCUGGUCCCAGAUCACCGGUGAAGAGGAGCCUCCAGAGGACACCAGCAGCUAUCUGCAGCUGAGUGAAGGAAAUGGAAACAGCAGCACAUCAAGCAGUCUGGGUCUUAUAGAGUUGGAGGUUUUUCCUGAAAUUACAGCACCAUGUAUUAUAAUCAGUGAAAAAGAUGAAGCAGAUGUCCAAAAAGAUAAACUUGAGAAUUUGGAUGAAUGCACAUCUGGACUAUCAGUUGGAACAAGCACCAGCAACAAGGACUUGCUUAUUUUGAACUUUGACAUGGAAUCCAAAUGUGUAAAUUCAGAGCUACGCACUACUCUACAGUGGAUAGCUGCAUCAGAGCUAGGUGUGCCCACCAUAUACUUCAAGAAGUCCCAAGAAAAGGACAUCGAAAAGUUCCUCAGUGUGGUGCGCUUCAUUCAUCAGAAAGAGUGGAAUGUCGGAGAUUUGUUCCACGCAGUGGUUCAGUACUGCAAAGUGCAAGAAAGAAAUGAGGAUUCAGCAUCAAGUCUGUUUGAUUGGCUUCUGGAGUUCAGAUGAAAAUGUUUCAAAAUGAAACAAACGACAUUUGUCGCCAGAGCUCUUCAGCCUUGCAGUCGUUGUGGUCAACAUACUGUUGACCAAGGUUAUGUUGUUUGUAACGUAUUCAUGUCUCAGAAUGUAUAUUGUGUUUUAAAUUGUGACCUUCCUAGCGGUGAUAUUGAUCGGCGAUUUCUAGGUGGAACGAUCAUUUGUCCACAAAACGCAUCAGUUAAAACAAAAAGUGGCGCGUAAAGAGCCUGAGCUCUGGAAACAUCGAGUCUCAAUGCUGACCUGUUCUUGGGUUUAACACUUUGAAAUAUUUUGAAUGAAUUAAUUUUGAAAUCAUUUCAAACCAAAUUUAUUUUUUAAUUAAUUACAUACGAAUACAGGAUUUUUAAAGUCAUUUUCGUUUACUGUAGAAGUUCUAAAGAUUGCACCCCGUAAUCAUAAAGUAUGCUGGUUACUGAUAAUAAUUUGAAAGCAAAUUUCGUAUCUACAGGUUUGUCAUUUUGCUGCUUUGUGUACAGACUUUGUAAUUUUAGGAUUUUGUUCAUAGUUACACUGCAUAUUUGUCCUUCACUUCAACUUUUAAUGGAAUUAAUUUAUUUUAGAUAUAUUUGUAAAUACUGUACAUUUGGGAAGAUAAAGCCUAAUUUAAGCCUGAUGUAUUCUCUGUAGACUAGGUUCUCACAUAACCAGAAGUUCUACAAUUAAUGGAUUUGAACACUUUUGUAAUAUAACAGAGUAUAUCUCUAUGUGAAGCUAUUUUAUCAACACUUUUUUGCAGUAACUGUAUGGCAACAUUUCCUUAGCGUUCAAAGCACAUAAAAUGAACUGUCCGGUGUCCAAUUUACUUCUGUAGUUCUGAAUGUAUGAUUUUGAAAUGAAUAAAAUGAUGUUAUGUGACUCUUGAUGGCA
This is a messenger RNA of Polypterus senegalus (gray bichir), 6277 nucleotides long. RefSeq names its product SPHK1 interactor, AKAP domain containing. Gene Ontology annotation, molecular function: protein kinase A binding. Bases 335 to 5377 code for a protein of 1680 amino acids. Gene Ontology annotation, cellular component: cytoplasm. The transcript has 14 exons. The record is from RefSeq and is a predicted model, not a curated record. NCBI's taxonomy places the organism in Eukaryota, Metazoa, Chordata, Cladistia, Polypteriformes, Polypteridae.